Ectocarpus sp. CCAP 1310/34 is the source of this 4128-nucleotide messenger RNA. The record is from the annotation of a GenBank genome assembly. NCBI's taxonomy places the organism in Eukaryota, Phaeophyceae, Ectocarpales, Ectocarpaceae.
CGGUAAGGGUCUGGAUGGGGGCCCGAUCUGUUGCCACCGACUCCGCCGAUAUGCGAGGUGUUGUUGGGUCGACUGUCGCCACCCGUGCUUCCUAGCCUGUAGCACAAACAACGAGGAUAGAUAAACGGGCCUCUCGUCUCUUUUUUCAUUUCUUUUCCCCCCAUCUUCGUUUCGUGUUCCACGCGUUGACAAGCCCUCCCUCCAGGAAGGAGGAACUCGACCGACACGCCGGUGUCUUUGGUGCUGCAGAGCACCUGGCACUGUGUUGCGUGCGAGGCUGUUGGUGGCUCUGCUCGGCUGUCGCUAGGCCGUGAGGAGAAGACGCCGACGAUCAUGGCUCCCAGCAGCACCAGCACCAGCAGCACCAGCAGCACCAGCACCAGCACCAGCAGCCGCAGCGGCAGCAGCAGGAGGCGGUACUUGCCGUGGGGCCGAGGUUGCACGACAAGCAGACCACCAACGACAACGAGGCGCCGCCGACAUGGGACCAGCUGCCGCAGGCUCCACAGCCUCGCGGCAGCCGUCUGUGCCGCCGCUGUCGUCCACGCCCUUUGCCUGUGCCGCAGCACUGCUACUGCCGCGCUGGCGGCGGCGGCAGGAGCUCCGCUUGGAAGGCCGGCCGGUUUUCCUGCUGCGGCAUCGAUUUCUGCUGGAGCAAGAGGGACGAUGGAGGCGCGGCAGCACAGCAGGACAGAGGGCUACCUCGCAAGGGAGGAGGAGGCUGGCGCGCUGAAGGAAGAGGGAGCCACCGGUGGUGAUGCUGCCCGAGCUUCAGCGUGGGCCGAUCUCGACAAGUUUGAACACGGAGCUACCCCGGACGGGGCCAACGCCGCCGCCACCGCCGCUGAUACCGUUACCGAAGAGGGCUCAACCUCCCGCGUAGCAAGCGGCGAAGACUGGGUUCCCGUUCCUUCUCCUCGGCGGAUGGAGAUGGUGCCGGUGCCGACCUCUUCUACAGAAACGAACCCAGGCGGGGGCGGACAGGUUUUUCCGGAGGAUGAUGAUCCCGUGCGCGUGAGUGAUGAUGUGGGUGAGGAGGCGGACGAGGCGAUGGAGGAGGCGGAGGCGGAGCAGGCGAGGGACGUGAUGCUCAUCACCAUCUCGAUCGUCGUCGGGUGCGGUGUUCUCACGCUCAUCCUGCUGUGCGUGGUUCGUAAGGUGAUGGACCUCUGCCUCCUACGGAACGAUCCAACGGGCAGCCUGCGCUACUCGCAGGAGGAGGGGCUAACAAAGAGGAGCAUCGAGCGCCUCCCCGAGACGCGCUACAAGAGACCUGUCUCCGGCUCGGCUCAAAAAAAGGGAGGCAAGAAAACACCAGCUGCCGACGGCAAGAAGCCAGACGGCACGGAAGCCGCGGCGGCGGGAGAAGAGGGGGGGGUCACAGGAUCGGAUCUUCACGGGGCCCCCGCCGGUAGGACGGGAGCGCCUCAGACGGCGGUUGUGUUGGCGGCGGAGGGCGGGGAGAGGGAGGGGGCGCGGGAUAGCACCGAAGACAUGUGUGCUAUUUGUUUGGUGGAGUACGAGACCGGGGACGAGCUUCGAAUCAUCCCCGGGUGUGGGCACAGGUUCCAUAAGGAAUGCAUCGACCCUUGGCUGGAGACGAAGGCCGUGUGUGCGUACUGCAAGGCCAACGUGGAGGCACGAAGGACGUGCUGCGACCGCAUCUACCGAUCGGUGUCUAAUCGCUUGGGGAUCAACCUUGUGGCGCCAACGACGAUAAGGUUUUCCAGCAGCCGCCGCACAUACACCAACGAAGAUGUACAGCUCGCCAUGGGACCGACCCUCCCCGCUUCCUAUGGCCACUCCGAGAUGGACUACGUGGGGUCGGCCGUCGCCCCGCGGCAGGCUUCGGUGGAUGUGGAGGCGGGAGAAGGGGUGGAGGCGGAAGCGACAACGCCAAUAACGGCAGAUGCGGCACCGGGGCAGGCGUUCGGGGGUGGGGGUCCCGCACGAUCAGGUUCGACGAGAUCAACCCGCGGGGCCAUCGUUCUGCCGGACCAGGGCGGCCAGCCGCAAGAGGGCUCCAUCGUCGUGCAGCCCGCUUCUGCGCCCAGCUACGUGGUAGUCCCGCGGGAGUACUCCUUGGGCGGCGGAAUCGACAACGAGCACCCCGGUAACGGCGGGGAAGGGCCUGUGGGGAGUUCGAUGAGAGAGUUGACCUCCUCGUCCGCCAGAGCUUCCGCGACCGAGCGCCCUCCGGACGAAGUCGCGCGGGCCACGGACGCCACGGAGGAGAAGGAGGAGAUCGUGGCGGAGGCGCCGGAAGAGAGACGCGGCAGCCAGAAGGGGUUUAGCGACGGCCGCGGGGGAGUCGUGUUCGGCGGCAACACGGAGGAGUUCCGGGAGGCGGAGGCGGAGGCGGAGGCGGCGGCGAUGGCGGGGGCACGGAACGGGGCCGCUGCCAUUGGAGGCGCGGGGCCUCGCUUGUAGGGCGUGGCGUUGUGUAAAGGACGGGCGGAGCGCGCACAAACGUUUGAUUUGCUGCUGGUGUUUUGUUUGUUUCGCCACCGCUGCUGAACCUGAACAGGGGCUCCGAGAGCUUGUCCUUGUCCCAUGCUUAAAAUUGUUGCCAUUAUCUGGUACCUACCGCGCGAUAAACCACCGCUGACCAAUCAAAAGCAACGCAAGGCGAGGCGAAAAAUGACCUGCUGCUGCUUGACUUAGGCAUGCGCGGGGAUCGUGCAGACGAGUCGCUUUCGUUUUUUGUGUGUGUCUGUCUUACGUGGGUGUUUUUUUUUUUUUUUGCCGUCUGACUUUGACGGUGUUGGCAGUGGUUGUGAUGAUGAAGAGAUAGAUGGCCACGCUAUUUUUGGCUUGAUCUUCGCCAGAGAGGUGUUUUCGGCCAUCAUCCCGGCACGAGCAGGCAUGUCUUGUUUUUGCUCAAUGGGCCUGUUCGACCGAGGACAACUUUUUCUCUGCGUUGCGUUGUCUGUUUCGGUCGCGCGCGGGAGGGGGCUGUGGCUCUCGCAGUGGUAGUAAUACUACUAGCGUGCGGGGUGUAUCUGGGAGAGGAGGGGGAGGGGGUACGCGGCAUAGAGUGUUGCCUGCACACCCAUCCCCCGCCCUUUGACUUUUCACCUUGAUCGAUGCGAGUAGUGGAGAAUGACACGCGCUUGGUGUUGGAAGCACCGCUUGCUUCGCUUUGUACCGCUUCAUGCAAACGUGUCGUGUUGGUCGUCUGGAUGUUUUCCUAUCGAGUAGCGCACGCCCGAGCGAGGAAGCAGGGUGCCCGCUUGCCACACACAGCAGCGUCUGCCCCGCAGCGUGUAGGGAGUAAUUGUUCGUGCAUGGAGCGCUGCGUCUUGUGACCGCUGUCAAAGAGUGUCGUUUGAUGCUGGUGUACAAGUUAUUUUGGAUUAUAUACAUGUGAAUGUGUACCUCAAGCACACUUGAUGCGCGAAGAGCCGAAGAUGGCAUCACGCUCUCCCUCACGAUUCGUCUAGCCUCACGUGUUGUGUAACUGACGGUAGGAGUCCUCCUCCUGUUGUGUGUUUUUGUGUUGUUUUGUGGAAGUACAGCGGUCGCCGAGCUUUCCAGUGUUGCUGUGGAAGUCAAUCUGCUGCUGCAGGCGGUGUAUUGCUGUGUGUGUCAUUUGUUGAGUAGUGUAGUUGCAAAAAGUUUUUUUGUUGUGCUUUUCUCGUAGCCUUUGCGGCCCUCCACGUUUGACAAGUAGUUCCAGUCGCCUUGCGCCCCCCUGUCCCCUGUGUUUGCAGCUACCAACCGAUCAGGUCCUGGGGAUUUGGUUCUGGUGGUAUCGUCUCCCUUGCAUAAAACAAUAGUUUUGCUGCCUACAUAACAAGCACGGUAGGUGCGAAAGUAAAGUAUUAUUUUCUCGUGUGGAGCGGCGGGGCUAUUCAUCAAGUUUUUUGCAAGGACGAUGUGACGCUCGCUUUCGUGCAUUGUUUUUUCGUAUAUAUAGUGUUUUUGACCUUUCGUCGAGUAUUAGUACAGUUUGGGCAAUGUAAGAAUAUAAGCUCUCCGGGGAGGAGAUUGACACAAACACAAGCGCUUACGCGUACGAUGGAGAAUAACUUACUGUUUGUGAUGGCGUGUCUACGGUCAUGACGUAAAUUUUUUUGUUGACCAGAAGUUCAAUUCGAUUUGUUCAAUAAAGGGUUGCGCGCACAA